AUGAGGUCAUUCUUUUCCACCGGGGCCUUCGCCAUCAGCCUUGUGCUGCCUCAUCAAUCGAACCUGACCGCCAGCACCCACUGUGGCACUGACUUGUGUACCUGGUGGCAUGACACUGGUGAGGUCAAGACUAAUUCUGCCAUGGCGCCGGACGCGGUGAGGCAGUCCCGCCAGUACCUCGUGCAGAUUAUGAAGCUCAGUGGCAACGAUGGAAACUUCCCUGAUGAUGCUGGCAUCUCCAUCGAACUCGACGAGGGUAUCAACAUGCCUUGGAGCCGAUUUGAGCAUAGCCAGGACGUCGACGUGCGAAUCCUCCGCCGCGAUAGCCAGCCCGUCGAUGUAAAUGUCACCAUUCGUCCGACAGCCCUCACUUUGACACCCAGCACGUCGCAAGCUCUCUGGUUAUCCGGGUUUCUGCGAAUCAGAACGGCUACCAGUUUUCCGUGGAGUUCGCAGACGACCUCUUCACCUACCAGUCCAGCGGUAAUGCUAUACAACCGAGAGCUCUAUGCCUUUCUCCCUGGUGACCUGGUCCCGGCCCUCGGCGGCCCCGACACCGAAGUCAUGACUCCCGGUGCCUUUUCGUUGGCCGACAUCGGCGGUGCCCCUAUUGUCUAUUUCCCUCCCGGCGUCUACUGGAUCGACUCGGAACCCUUGGGCCUUCCACGUAUCAGAUUGGAUCCCUCAAUCUACUGGGUGCAUCUGGCUCCUGGUGCCUUUGUCAAGGGUGCUGUUGAGUACACCACAGCAAACAAGGACUUCUACGCCACAGGGCACGAUGCCCUUUCUGGUGAAAUCUACGUCUAUCAAGCGAAUGCGGACAAACGGUAUGCUGCAGAGAAGAGGGAUCUCACCAGUGUGCGCAUGUGGUGGCACCGCAGGGUCCAGGGAAGCCAGGUCUGGCACAGCGCCGGUCCAACCAUCAGCUCGCCUCCGUUCAGCACGAUGAACCUGAAGGACGGCAGCACCGGCCGCGAUGACAUCUCCAUGGAAGUCUUCGACUACAAGCAAGACGCCAAAGUGCGUGGUGUUUUCUACCACUGCAAUGACGACGGGAUCAAGACAUACCAUUCAGGUGUAACAGCUACAGACCUUGUCAUCUGGAAGGUCUUCAAUGACCCCAUUAUCCAUAUGGGAUGGCAAUCGCGUGAUGUGCACAGCAUAGCGAUCGACACGUUGCGCAUCAUCCACACGCGCUACCGCAAGAGCGAAACCUACGUUCCCUGCGCCAUCAUCGGCGCCUCGCCCAUCUACAACGGAGAGCCCGCCCUCGACCCGUCCAUGGCAAUCAGCAUGAGCAUCUCCAAUGUCGUUUGCGAAGACCCAUGCCGUGGAUUAUUCCGGUUGACCCUGCUGGAGAAUUACGCCGACUUCAAGGUCACGGGCGUGCGGUACUUGGACGGACUCAUUGGCGGUAGUGCCCCGAUCGGGGACUCGAUCAUCGCCACGGCGGAUGAUACGACCUACUCUGGCUCCGAAGAUCUUAUCAUGGGUCUGCAGAUUGAGGACUGGACUGUAGGAGAGGAGAAAGUCACUAUGGACAAUCCGAAAGAUCUGGGACGCUGGAAUAUCAAUGCUGCGUUUGACGGUCAGUGGUCGAUUGUUUAG
Aspergillus lentulus is the source of this 1608-nucleotide messenger RNA. The record is from RefSeq and is a predicted model, not a curated record. Lineage: Eukaryota; Fungi; Ascomycota; Eurotiomycetes; Eurotiales; Aspergillaceae.